Salvia miltiorrhiza (redroot sage) is the source of this 2067-nucleotide messenger RNA. Its product is annotated as 1-deoxy-D-xylulose 5-phosphate reductoisomerase, chloroplastic. Bases 378 to 1802 code for a protein of 474 amino acids. Gene Ontology annotation, biological process: isoprenoid biosynthetic process. The record is from RefSeq and is a predicted model, not a curated record. Lineage: Eukaryota; Viridiplantae; Streptophyta; Magnoliopsida; Lamiales; Lamiaceae. Gene Ontology annotation, molecular function: NADPH binding; manganese ion binding; protein binding. The transcript is spliced from 12 exons.
AAAAUCUAGCCUUAAUGAUAAUUUAUGGUGAAUAUUGUAUACUAAAUCUGCAUGAAGUAUUAAAUCCUAGAAAUUGAUGUCAUUUUCAUUUUAAAUUUUCACGGCCGAAUCCUUAUAAAAUAGAGCCCAACAGUCAUUAUUAUUGUACACAAUCUCCCUCCUAUUUCUCUCUCUCUCUCUCUCUCUCUCUCUCUCUCUCUCUCUCUCUCUCUCUCUCUCCGUCAUUAGUUUGUUAGUUUGCCAUCCUUGACCAGCUCGAAAUUACAGUGUUGCUCGCUACUUAUAUUUCAGGUUUCUCGAAAUAAAGGAGUCUAAAAAAAGAAAGCACCUUUUUUAUUCAAUCUUCAGCUUUCUGUGCAUUCGAGCGUGGAUAAGCCAUGGCUCUAAACUUGAUGUCUCCAACUGAAAUCAAGACGCUGUCUUUCUUGGAUUCCUCCAAAUCGAAUUACAAUCUCAAUCCUCUCAAGUUUCAAGGUGGAUUUGCUUUCAAGAGGAAGGAUAGUAGAUGCACUGCUUCAAAGAGAGUCCAUUGCUCGGCACAACCUCCUCCUCCUCCGGCUUGGCCCGGACGGGCUGUUGCUGAGCCCGGUCGUAUGACUUGGGAGGGCCCGAAGCCCAUUUCGGUUAUUGGAUCCACUGGCUCCAUUGGAACUCAGACGCUGGACAUAGUUGCUGAAAAUCCCGAUAAGUUUAGAAUCGUUGCACUUGCUGCUGGUUCAAAUGUCACCCUCCUUGCUGAUCAGGUGAGGGCUUUCAAACCCAAAUUAGUAUCCGUAAGAGACGAGUCAUUAGUUAGUGAGCUCAAAGAGGCUUUGGCUGAUUUUGAAGACAAGCCUGAAAUCAUUCCGGGAGAGCAAGGAAUGAUCGAGGUUGCACGACAUCCCGAUGCUGUUACUGUCGUCACAGGAAUUGUUGGAUGUGCAGGCUUGAAGCCGACAGUGGCUGCCAUAGAAGCUGGAAAAGACAUCGCUUUGGCCAAUAAAGAGACGCUGAUUGCUGGAGGACCUUUCGUCCUUCCUCUUGCAAAAAAGCAUAACGUCAAGAUUCUUCCUGCAGAUUCCGAACACUCUGCUAUAUUUCAGUGUAUCCAAGGCUUGCCGGAAGGUGCUUUGAGGCGUAUAAUUUUGACUGCAUCAGGGGGUGCUUUCAGGGAUUUGCCGGUUGAGAAAUUGAAAGAAGUUAAAGUAGCAGAUGCUCUAAAGCAUCCUAACUGGAAUAUGGGAAAGAAGAUUACAGUGGACUCUGCAACCCUCUUUAACAAGGGUCUAGAGGUUAUAGAAGCUCACUAUUUGUUUGGGGCUGAAUAUGAUGAUAUCGAGAUCGUUAUUCAUCCUCAAUCUAUCAUACAUUCGAUGGUCGAAACACAGGAUUCAUCCGUGCUAGCUCAAUUGGGAUGGCCCGACAUGCGUUUGCCUAUUCUGUACACCUUAUCAUGGCCAGAGAGAAUCUACUGCUCCGAGAUCUCAUGGCCUCGCCUCGACCUCUGCAAGGUCGACCUGACAUUCAAGAAGCCUGACAAUGUCAAAUAUCCGUCGAUGGAUCUAGCUUAUGCUGCUGGACGAGCUGGAGGCACCAUGACCGGAGUUCUUAGUGCAGCCAAUGAGAAAGCAGUUGAAAUGUUCAUCGACGAGAAAAUCGGAUACCUGGACAUAUUCAAGGUUGUGGAGCUGACAUGCGACAAGCAUCGAGCGGAGAUGGUGGCGUCGCCCUCGUUGGAGGAGAUCAUCCACUACGACCAGUGGGCCCGGGAGUACGCGGCUGGUGUGCAGCGGUCGGCCGGUUUGAGUCCUGCUCUUGUAUGAGCGGAGGUUGAUGGAUGUGAUCAUCAACUGGAAACUUGUUCAUUUUUUGGUUCUGUUUUUCCAAAGUAAUUUAUUAUGAAAAGGAAAGGGAUCAUGUGACAUUAUGAAACAGUGCCACCAUGAAAUAGAUCAAAAAAAUGUCACAUGAGUUUUAGAUGUUCAUCAUCAAUUGUAAAUUUGAUGAGCAAUGUUUCACAGGUUCUUUUUCUGAAAAGGUCAUUUUGUGAAAGGGGAGAAAUAAAAUUUUAAAGAUAUAUUGCUUCAA